AUGGCAUCAAAAAUGAAAGCAUUAGUCGUCGUUGAGGGCAAGACGGCGAAGAUCCAGGAUAUAGAUGUGCCAAAACUUGGCCAAGGAGAAAUCCUGGUCAAAGCCCACUACAUAGCUCAAAACCCAACAGAUUGGAAGAGCAUGCUGUCCGUACAUCCUGGUCGGAUAUUGGGCUGUGACUUUGCCGGUACUGUGCAAGACACAAACGGUUCCCACUGGCGAGAAGGACAGCGUAUCGCUGGUUUUGUCUUUGGAUCAUCCACCAAUCCGCCCCGAGGAGCAUUUGCUGAAUACGUCGCCACCGAGGCAAGCCUGGUAUACCUAAUCCCGGAUAAUGUCUCCUACCAAGAUGCCGCUGUGAUCCCGCUCGCCUUUGCAACUGCUGUACAAGCCAUGUUCGGGAGGCUAAAACUUCCUGAGCCGAGCAAGCCGGCUAAGACUGCAUUUCCAUUCCUCAUCAACGGGGGUACGUCAAGCGUCGGCCAGUACGCUAUCCAACUAGGAAAACUAGCCGGCGCCUUCGUGAUAGCUACCGGAUCUUCCCAGAAUCACGAGCUUCUAAAGUCGCUAGGUGCCGAUGCCGUCAUAGACUACAAGGAUCCUAGUUGGCCCGAGCAGGUUCGGAAACUCACGCACGACGGGCUCGAGUUUGCUUUCGAUUGCAUCGGCGAGAACGGCACGGUAGAGGCCGUUGCAAAGUCUCUAUCACCAACCAAAGGCGGACAUAUUGUCACUAUCCUCGCUGUAGAUAAGAUCAGGGAGAAGAUCGAGAAUAAGAAUAUCAAGCUAGAAAGCACAAUUGUCUACACCGUAUUCGGGCGUCCUAUAAAAUACGGCACCUUUGACAAUUGUGGAGAGCCAACUCCGCAAGACAAGGCCAUGUGGGAGAAGUACUUGACGAUACUCCCGGAGUUACUAUCCAGCGGUAAAAUCAAGCCCAACAAGGUGAGAGAGCUUGGUGGCUUCGAUACUAUAUUGACUGGCUUCCAAGAGCAACAAGAGAGUAAGGUCAAGGCUGAGAAGCUAGUUUAUAAGAUUUCAUAG
Messenger RNA from Daldinia childiae, 1044 nucleotides. RefSeq names its product Protein TOXD. The transcript has a single exon. Gene Ontology annotation, molecular function: oxidoreductase activity, acting on NAD(P)H. The record is from RefSeq and is a predicted model, not a curated record. Bases 1 to 1044 code for a protein of 347 amino acids. Lineage: Eukaryota; Fungi; Ascomycota; Sordariomycetes; Xylariales; Hypoxylaceae.